UAGUGCCUCGCGAGUGGCGGGCAUGAUAGCAAAAUCAGGAGGGUCGCACGCGGGUUCAAGUUGUCUGGGUUGGGGUUGCUCUGUUGUGCAAGGGGGCUCUACGAGGUGGCCCGGUCACCGCCUUGUCGGCGCGUGCAAUGGCGCUUCUCCGGGGCGUGUGGGGCGUGCUGAGCGGCCUGAGCAAGUCCGGAGCGGACCUGUGCGCGAGCUGUGGAAGUCGGCUGCGCUCUCCCUUCAGUUUUGCGUAUAUGCCGAGGUGGUUUUCGUCCGCCUUGGGUAGUUAUCCAAAGAAGCCUAUGACUUCAUACGUUCGAUUUUCUAAAGAACAGCUACCCAUAUUUAAAGCUCAGAACCCAGAUGCGAAAAACUCAGAACUAAUUAAAAAAAUCGCCCAGGUAUGGAGGGAACUUCCUGAUUCAGAGAAAAAAAUAUAUGAAGAUGCUUACAGGGCAGACUGGCAGGCAUACAAAGAAGAGAUAAACAGACUUCAAGAACAGCUAACUCCAAGUCAGAUGGUAUCUUUGGAAAAAGAAAUCACACAAAAACGUUUAAAAAAGAAAGCAUUAAUAAAAAAGAGAGAGUUAACAAUGCUUGGAAAACCAAAAAGACCUCGCUCAGCUUAUAACAUUUUUAUAUCUGAAUGCUUCCAGGAAGCUAAGGAUGGUCCAUCACAGGUAAAACUGAAGACUGUAAAUGAAAACUGGAAAAAUCUCUCUAGUUCUCAAAAGCAAGUAUAUAUUCAACUUGCUAAUGAUGACAAAAUUCGUUAUUAUAAUGAAAUGAAAUCUUGGGAAGAACAAAUGAUUGAAGUUGGACGAAAUGAUCUUAUACGUCGCAAAGUGAAGCACCAAGCAAAAGAUGGCACUGAGGAGUGUUAAAAUAGAAGAUUGAGUUAUGUUCACAGUGGAUAGACAUGAGAAACCAAUUAGGUCUCAAUACGUGAAGGUGUUGUAAAGUUAGAAAGGAUAAAGUUGGUAAACAUUUUAUAUUUUAAUUUCUUUUUCUUUAGCCCAUGGACUUCUGCCAGUUCAAUACAUUUUGUAUUAGUAUCUUGCUUUGGGAAACCCAGACAGGUGAAAGUUCAUGUGAAAUUUAUAUUGUGUUUAGGAACUACUGAGCAUCAAAAUAGUACAUGAAAUGUAGCUGUGAAUUAUUUUACCUUUGAUAAAGGCACACCAGACUGUUAAGUUUUUUUAUACUUGAUGACUAUGGAAAGAGUGUUCUUGUUUCCUUAUAUUAUGGAGGCAGGAGUUUCCUAUUCAAAAGUACCCGAAUUGUAGAAGCUGUAGUGUUCUACGAUAUAACUGUGCAUUUUUUAAAGAGCGCUCAGAACUCAUCUAGGUAAAUUCCAAUUCCUAGGUAUAACUCAUAUGUUCACAGUGGAUGGUUGUGCAUGCAAAGGAUUGCCGGUUUCAGUUGCAACUUUUUAUAAAAGCGAUGGAGAGGUUUAUAAACCUAUUUCUCAUUGUUUUUUUUCCUAAAGUGAAAACUAAGAAAUUAUGUACCGAAUCUAUGCAUAUUGUUUUAUAUUGCAUAGAAUAGAAAUUUAAAAUGUUGCCUAAUUAUAUGUUGUAAGGUGAAACAUUCAUUUUACAACUUUUCUUUUUUCACGUAAGGAUUUGUAUUCUGAAUUAUUUUCUCUCUCUCCUGUGAGUAUAUUUGUCCAGAAAGUAGAGAACUUGUCUCUUUUAAAAUGAGAGAUCUAAAAAGCAAAAGUCUCCAAAGCCUCUGGACUUGGAAUCUGUAAUUUUUAAACAUUUUGCAUAAUAGAUAAAAGCCUGUGUAAGGGACCGCCAACUCUGGCCCAUGGGCCAAAUCCAGCCACUACCUGCUUUUCAUGGCCUGUGAGCUAAGAAUUGUGUCUAUGAUUUUAAAGGGUUAAAAAAAAAAAGGAUAUUUUAAGACACAUGAAAAUGAAUAUGAAAUUCUGUGUGCAUAAAUAAAGUUUUAUUGGAACACAGCCAUACUCAUUCUUUUACUUAUUGUUUAUGGCUGCUUUUGUGCUACAAUGGCACAGUUGAGUUAUUGCUGCAGAGAGUGUAGCCUGCAAAGCUGAAAAUGUUUGCUAUCUGACCCUUUGCAGAAAAAGUUCACCAACCAUGGUCUACAGUACAGUGUAGCAUAACUAGUGUUCCAACAUACUCAUGUGUUGGGAUAGUUUUUUAACUGUUUUAGAGUUUGUUAUUUUAGAAUCUUUGUCACCCUUGUCUUAAGAGGAAAGAGGUCAAAUCACUAAAGAAGCUAAACAAACUUGCUACACAGUGUUAGCAAGGAAAAACAAUCUUUAGUUUCAAAUUACGUGGCAGUGUAAUAAAAAAGAUUCAUAUAGUGUGGAAUGAGAUCUCUUAAAUUAUUCGCUAUGGCUGGGUAAAAUGAACCUUAAGAGUUUUCCACUUAGCGCAUUUCACAAAAACCUUACCAUCUUUUAGCAUUUGAUUAUCCUCUUAGGAGAGUCAAGCAAAGGUUUUCAAAACCCACACUACAUUUUUGAGCAAAAUAAUUUCUCUUUCAUCAUCAGUUCCUGGGAAUAGGAUAGUUCAAAAUUUAUAUGUACUUUGUAUUAUGCAAAAUAUUUAGAAAUUGUAGAUUCCAGAUCUCCAGAAAAACUGAAAGUUUUUCUUGUCUGUGGUUAGAAAAUAAGUAAAAAGUCACAAAAAAAAUAACUUGUUAUAUUCUGAACUUGGCUAAGGUAGGGACUGAAGAGAAAAAUAUAACUUAAGAGGAAGAAUAAGAUUUAAAUAUAUAAAGUUGGGUGUUUUCAAACAACUUUCUCCUGUGGUUAUGAAUACAGGACAAAGUCUGCCGAUAGUAAAAUAAAUAUAUGGAUCUGAGGCUGGACUAUUUUGAGGAAGAGGGUUUGGGGAAGACGUGUGCUAGAGUCUAUCACAGUCUUGGGUUUCCAGGUGAGAAAUAAGUGGUAAUUCCCUGUGGCAUCUAGAAUGGUACUGAUUAUGUACCAUCCUUGAGAGAAUGGAGAAUGUCAUCACUCAAAUCAUUUACUGUGUACUGUGCUUCAGAGGAGCCCAGGGAGCACAUGGGAGUCAGUGUUUAUAAUGAAUAUUAUAGAAUAGAAUGAGUAAGGUAGAGAAAUGAGUUAUGUAAAUAAAUAACCUGCAGGACAAAUGUAGUAUAAAACCCAUCUUUGCAAUUACCGUCUUCUGAGUUCUUUUAGCAUUUCACUACCUAGUUUAUACUGUGCACCUUCAAGUCAUAUCUUCCCAAGUAUUUUGGAAAGUUGAGUGUCUAGUAAGUUCUCAAGUAUUUACAACUUAAUAUAGGGGAAACAAGUGAAACAGAAAAGAGCUGGAGCAAAACCAUUUUAUGGUAAUAUCAAAUUUUAUUUGGUUUUCUUUGUUUCUAAAAGAAUGUCAUUGUUAAUACUUUAAAUAUUAGGAUAAUCUGGUUCCAUGCCUUUCUUAAUAAACCUCAGUCCAUCUUGAAGACUGGUAUGCUGGAUAACAAAUGCCAUCCAGUUUAGCAAUAUUUAACACAGAUUUUCUUUUAUAAAGAAUAAGAACUUGUAUCAUUAACCAGUGGCAACUCAUAUAAAGCCUUACUUUUUAGACUUAUUUUAAGUUGACCCAAUGAAGUAAUUGCUGUAGGAGCUAAAGAAGAGUGCUAGAAGGAAAGAUGCUGAAGGAAUGAAACAAAAUAGUAUUUAUGCUGUUCUGAUCAGUUAGUCAUGAAAAGACUUUUAUACUUUUGUUGAUCGGAAUACCAGUAUUAGAUUUUUUGAAAUAAUUUGAUGACAGGACAGAGGGUUGUGUGAUUAUUUUACUUUCUAAUGUUUACCUAAAGGAAAUUGCGUGCAAAUUUCAGCCUACUGUAAUCAUGUAAUUUUGCUAUGACUUUUGGCUCUUUUUUUGGAAAUGCCAUUUUUUUUACAAGGCAUUUUUUUUUACAGUUGCUCUGAAUGUGUAUAUUUGAAUUUCUCAAUUAAAAUGAUAUUGCUGUAAGUGGGUUUAAAGUAACUAGAAAAUUUUAUUUUUUCUUGACAUUUACUGUACCUAAAAUUAAUCACCACCAGGUUGUGCUAAAGCAGCAAGAAGUUUUUAUGUGGUUAUGAUCGUAUCCAUUAUUUUUCUUAAUUUUGUCAAUAUUUAUUGUAAGAAUUUUUUCUCCUUUCUUUCCUCUCCUCACAGCCACUCUUCCUUCUUCUCUUCAUAGCACCAUACUCUUACAGACAAAUUUGAAAAUGUUGUAAGCAAAGACCUAUGUUAUGUUUCUUGAAAUUUUAAAGCAGUAAUAGUCUUUUAAAUUGAACCUGUGGAAAGCAUAAGAAAAUGAACAUAUUUAUUACUUUGAAUUUGUAAAACUUUCCAAACAGAAAGUAAAACUAUACAAAGCUAGUAUCAUCAGUCUCUCACAUUGUUCACAAAUAAAGUACUUUUGGUAAUUCAUUAAA
This is a messenger RNA of Equus quagga, 4405 nucleotides long. RefSeq names its product transcription factor A, mitochondrial (gene TFAM). The transcript has 7 exons. The record is from RefSeq and is a predicted model, not a curated record. Gene Ontology annotation, molecular function: transcription cis-regulatory region binding. The coding region runs from base 138 to 878 and encodes 246 amino acids. Lineage: Eukaryota; Metazoa; Chordata; Mammalia; Perissodactyla; Equidae.